UUCUGAAACAACAAGCAACCGAAGAUUGGUAGGAACUGUUCUCCUUUGUCCGCUUUUCCUACUUUAAAUAUUUUUGGUUGGCGGUUGCAUAGCUCAUUAUUCGACUAUGAGUUAAAGUGUAGCAGAGAAUUGUCACUAGAAGCCCCAGCUAGCGUAGAAAAUGGUUUCGUACGUGGCGUCGCGAGUUAUCAUGCUCGUGUUUGGAACUCUGUAUCCAGCGUAUUCUUCAUAUAAAGCUAUCAAGACAAAGAAUGUCCGUGAAUAUGUGAGAUGGAUGAUGUACUGGAUAGUUUUUGCUCUAUUUAUUACACUAGAACUCUUUGCUGAUCUUCUACUUGGAUUUUGGUUUCCCUUCUAUUAUGAAAUUAAGAUAAUAUUCAUGCUUUGGCUUUUGUUACCAGCAACAAAGGGAUCCAGCAUUCUUUAUCGCAAAUUUGUGCAUCCAUGGUUAUCUCGCAAUGAAAAGGACAUUGACAGUUACAUUGCACAGCUGAAAGAGAGUGGAUAUGACACAUUCUUGAGAGUCAGUAAAAAUAGUCUGUCCAUUGCUGCUGACACUGUGAUAAAGACUGCUGCUACGGGUCAAACCGUCCUGGCUGAGAAGCUACGUCAUUAUGGCACUGAUGUAACAGACAAUAGACAAGCCAGACUUCGCAAGGCUAAGUCAUGGUAUGGUGGAAUGAAUUCAACAGACAAUGAUUAUGAGCCAAUCGACGAAUCUGAAGAAUUUAGUCUCAUAGAUGAGAGAGAAGAGGAGGAAGAGGAGGAUUCAGCCAAUCCUGACCCAGAGAGUGAAAAGUUAAGGGAUGAGUUGAAGGAGAAUCCAGAAGAAACUAAAACUAAAGGAAUGAAAAGAGCUUCUUCAUAUGGUUCAAACAUUAAUAGGUCAUCAACUCUUCCUCGUUCACAUGGGAGACCCUCAAACCGUCCAGGAGUUCAUGGCUCAGGCUAUGAUCAUUUUGAGUCAACUACUCUUCCAAGGCAGUAUGAGCAUUCCAGCUCUAGAAGUCAGCCCAGACGAAGCCAGAGGAAUAGAAAGCCACGUACUCUUCCUGUCGUUCCAAAUACAUCAUAUGAGUGUUAGUUAAUGACAAGGAAAUGGCAUCCUGUUUAGAAGACCUCUUGAAUGUCAUGUUGGUGUACAUAUUUUAAUUAUUCACUUUUUAGGGCUUGCGCAAAAUUAUGGAUAGAGUUUACUUUUCUCUUUGUUUGGUUGUUUUUGCUUUGCUGCUAAGGAAAGUCAAGAUGUAAAGAAGUUAUUCUAAAUUUUGCACAGAUAUGUCUAAAUGGCUGGUCUACCAGAUAGAAAGUAGGUCUGCAGUAGUAGAACUGCAUUCUCAAAUACCAAUUAUAACUGUUCAUAAUUAUGAUUGAUUAUAUUGGAUUAUUCAUUUUUGAAUCUAAAAAAAAUUGCAAUCCUGGGAAGGUGUUUUUAAAUGUAGCAUAGGUAUUUAAUUUAGAUCAGAUUGAUAUUGCUUUCACCAAUUGUUGGCUUGGAAAUAUGGGAAUGGUUGGGAGUUUCCUUCCCCACAGGCAUUGUAACAUAAUAGCUUUAUACAAAUGUUCCUUAUCAAUGUAUAUACUUGCUACUGAGAUGUUUCUAUUUUGUACUAUACUUACUGGUAGUCUUUGUGAUAAACUUGAGUUGCACUUCCUAGCUUACUAAAUAAUGUUUAAGACAUUCUGUAAAGUCUGUAUCAACCCACCCCUUUCCUUGUUAUGAGCUCCCUUGCACUAAUUAGCUCCCCUCCUUGUGAAGACCUGAAAUUUACCUACCAUGCUUUACUUUUAUUUCCCUCCCAUCUUUAGUAUGGUUAGGUAGUUCAUUACACAAUCACAUAUGAAAUGCAUAAACCUCUUUGCAGACUGACUUUAUGAAUCCUUUUUGACCCAUUUGGUAAAUUGUUUUUUGACAAGAAAUGAGGCUAGGUUUUCUUUUGUACUCUAAUGAAGAUGGGUGAAAUAUUUGUCAUUGCCCAGGAGAUCCCAGAGUAUUGUAGUCUGAUUGGUUGAGGAUGUUGUUAUAUCUGGCCUUAACCGCCCCAUGCAAAGUGACUGAAAUACUUAAGCAAUAAACUCAACCUCAGUAUUCUGUGAUGUUGCAAAAGGAGAAAAAAGGGAAAAUGCAAUUGUGCUAAUUAUCACUUGAGUACUUAUACUUAACGAAGAAGUUAUUCUCCCUAGGCUUAGCAAACAUUUACACUGAACAUCUUCCACUUUGUCUGAGGGAUUAUUGGACAAUAUUCACUUUGCAUUCAGCGAUGGUUUUGUUUAAACCCAGAUUGUUGCUUACUUUAAUGCAGUUGAAAAUGGACUUCUUUCCUGUAUAUACAAACCAUUCCCCUCCUCCCUCUCCAACAGUAGUACUUCUGAUAUCACUUAUGGAAUUUAAAAAUAUUUCAGUUAAGGUUGUAUUUUUGUUUAGGUAUUAAAAUAUGGUUUUAUGUCAUGGGUUGUAAAUAUUAACUCUACUUGUUUUUAUUUUGACAAUGCCUCUACAUAUUUACAGUUAACAAUAAAAGAGUGAACCAUAAA
Stylophora pistillata is the source of this 2535-nucleotide messenger RNA. RefSeq names its product receptor expression-enhancing protein 1. Gene Ontology annotation, cellular component: endoplasmic reticulum tubular network; cytoplasmic microtubule; endoplasmic reticulum membrane. Gene Ontology annotation, biological process: endoplasmic reticulum tubular network organization. The record is from RefSeq and is a predicted model, not a curated record. Gene Ontology annotation, molecular function: microtubule binding. NCBI's taxonomy places the organism in Eukaryota, Metazoa, Cnidaria, Anthozoa, Scleractinia, Pocilloporidae.